This is a messenger RNA of Punctularia strigosozonata HHB-11173 SS5, 1065 nucleotides long. RefSeq names its product oxidoreductase protein. NCBI's taxonomy places the organism in Eukaryota, Fungi, Basidiomycota, Agaricomycetes, Corticiales, Punctulariaceae. The record is from RefSeq and is a predicted model, not a curated record. Gene Ontology annotation, molecular function: oxidoreductase activity. The transcript is spliced from 7 exons. Bases 12 to 797 code for a protein of 261 amino acids.
GAGUUUGCACGAUGACUUCCUCCGCCUCGAGCCAGCCCAGGAAGGUUGCGAUCGUUACCGGCGCUUCCUCAGGUAUCGGUCGCGCUACGGCCAUUGCAUUGUCGGGAGCAGGAUGGACGCUCAUGCUCGCUGCUCGUCGCGAAGCCGAACUAGCGGAGACUGCAAAACUAGCGGAUGCCAACUCUAACGGGACCGGAAACGCAGCUAAGUACUUAGCAGGUGAUAUCACGGACGAAGUCUUCGUACGGAGACUUUUCGACGAGACUGUCGCGCAAUUCGGAAGACUGGACCUACUGUUUAAUAACGCAGGGAUCGGUUCGCCCCAAGUGCCCAUCGACGAAUUGCCUGUUUCCACUUUUAAGAACGUUAUCGACGUGAACUUGACCGCCUCGUUUGUAUGCACCCGUGAGGCUUUCCGGGUCAUGAAGGCACAAUCACCUCCGGGUGGGCGGAUAAUCAAUAACGGAUCGCUUUCCGCGCACGUCCCGCGCCCGCAUUCUGCGCCGUAUACGAUGUCCAAACACGCGAUCACAGGGCUGACGAAGUCGACCUCCCUCGACGGUCGCGCUCACAACAUCGCCUGCACGCAAAUAGACAUCGGCAAUGCGCGCACCGACAUGGCCGCCCGCCUCGGAGUCGGCACCCUCCAACCGAAUGGCCAGGUCGUAGCCGAAGCUAUGAUCGACACGCGCCAUGUCGCGGAUUCCAUCGUUCACAUCGCAUCGCUACCUACGGAUGUCACCGUCCUGACUUUCAACAUCAUGCCAACGGCGGCCCCCUUCGUCGGACGCGGGUGAAGGAAACUGAGCGCUUGCUAGCGAUCUCUGGAUACAGUGAUGCAGAUAUCAGUACCUGUUUGAUGAUGCAAAAAAAUCAUAGGAGCUAUGCACAUCUGUUCGGAGACGCGAAUGAACGUUUAUGCCAAGGGUACGUACAUAUUAAUGAUUCCGGAGCACCGUUCCGAGUCCCGAGUCGCGGACGGGACGGACCGCCGGCUCUGACACGUAGUAGUGCACCUCACCCCGCGAUCUAAUCUUAUCUCUUGGUGUUUGGGCCAUGACUGCC